Cladophialophora immunda is the source of this 501-nucleotide messenger RNA. RefSeq lists its product as uncharacterized. Lineage: Eukaryota; Fungi; Ascomycota; Eurotiomycetes; Chaetothyriales; Herpotrichiellaceae. The transcript has a single exon. The record is from RefSeq and is a predicted model, not a curated record. The coding region runs from base 1 to 501 and encodes 166 amino acids. Gene Ontology annotation, molecular function: catalytic activity.
AUGGGCUUCUUCGCAACCUACCUCCCUCUACGCUUGGCCUACGACUCCGGCCACGUCUUCAAUGAAACCCUUAGCGCCACCAAGGAACAGAUGCGCUCCGCUCUCCUCCACAGCGCUGUCCCAUUACCCGUCAUCCUCGAUCGCCUCGGCCUGCCCACUACUCCCUGUGCCAACGACCCCUCCUCUCAGGCACCCCUCUUCCAGGCCAUUUUCGACUACAAGCAAGGCCAGACAGAAAGCGGAAGCAUUGGUGAGGCAAAGAUGAUUGAAACUGACAUUCCUCGAGCUGGCACUCCGUACGAUAUCACGCUGCAGAUGGGGGAUGAUCCGAGCAAAGGAGAGCCGUUGAUUACGGUGAAGCUGAGGAAGGAACGUUAUGGGCCUGGAGCCGCUGAGGUGGUAAUGCAGGGAUAUCUGUCCAUCCUGAAUACCUUUGCGAGGAACCCCGUCCUCAGAGUUACGGACGCCACGUUGGAUCAGGGAGCCAAAGCCAGGGCUUGA